GCAAUGGAUCGGCGAGCUUCUCGAAAGUAUUCAUUGAACAGAUAUCAAGCGAUGCACGAUAACGAUGGUUUCAAUUGAUAGUGCUGCACACAUGAGCAUACAGACUUGAGUUAAAUGUCCAUGUCCUGUACUUUCGUCCAAGCUAUUCUCUAACAAAAUCCUCAGAUAGCCUUCGAACAACGACCUGAUGCAUAAGUGCCUUCAGAUCACAGAGCUGUUCGAUAUUAUUUGCAGGCGAGUUCUUGUGACCGGGCAACCGCUUGAAUACAUGUCUGGGCGGUCAUCCCUUGCGUCGCUCUGCAGAACUUGUCGUUUCUUCCACGAACCCGCUCUGAAUGUACUUUACAAGUCGCUGGAAAGUUUUCAUCCAUUACUAUCUUGCCUCCCUACAAUCACCAUUAUCGAUGAAACAGGACAGAAAAUGAUCAUGCUAUUCAAAGAGGUACGCCUUUCAGACUGGCGGCGAAUGCAGCACUACGCCAAACGAGUUCAUUCACUGAGGGUUGACCAAGAAGACGUCAUUAUCGACAAGACCAUCCUACAUGCACUGGCUACUUCACCCUUCGCACCCCCAGUGUUCACUCAUCUCAAACGGCUUUGGUGGUCAAAUAAUUCUGUAGAUGCUCUACCAUUCCUAUGCUCCCUAGUCAACGCCAGGUUGGAAUGGCUAACUCUGGACGGGCUAGAUCCAAUACGUUUUCGGCGUAUUGCUCCUCUCAUCACCUCCGCCGGCAACUCUCUCCACGUCGCGCGUUUCCCCCCGGAAUAUAGUAUGAGGAAAAUACAUCCUGACGUGUUCCAGAGCUGGCACAACUUGCAGAAUCUUGACUGCGGCCUAGUCAAUGAUGCGACGUUUUGUCACCUCGCGUCAGCUUCUAAGCUUACGCGUCUCUCCAUUCAAGUUGAUGAGAAGAACGACUACAGUGCACUUAUGAAACUUACCGACCAGCCAGUAUUUACUGUCCUUCAGGAGCUCCAUAUCGCUGCGACCCACACCUCCCACUGUAUCCCUAUCCUUGAAAUCGCAGAGCUACCAUCCUUACGCUCCCUCCGUAUUCGUUCGACGGAAACGGGCUUAACAGAUGUUGAGCUGCAUCAGUGUUUCUACCAAAUCUCACGUCACUGUCCAAGUCUCAGGGAUCUAUAUCUGGAAGAAUGGCAGGUAUCCCCACCGGAAUUCCCUGUUGGCUGUAUCAUCACGUUUGGUGCCCUGAAGACCCUCUUCUCCCUGCGUCAUCUGGAGACACUCCAUCUCGACACAACAUGCACAUUUUCCCUUGACGACAAGGAGCUCGCACAGCUUGCCAACACGUGGCUGAAGUUACGUGCACUUGACCUGGGGACGCGGAACGGCUGGCGCCAACCAAGCAAAAUCACUUUGCAGGGUUUGGCAGAGUUGUUAUGGCGCUGCCCAGUAUUAUCUGUAGUCGGGUUUGCUAUGAACGCCUGGGCGCCAGAUAUCGAUGAUCAACGGCCUGGAGGCGGGGUCCGCAGAAACGGUCUGGAAGUUCUACGAGUGGCUGAUUCCAAAAUCGAUGACCCAUUGUCCGUAGCAGCGUUCUUGUCAGACGUUGCACCUAACGCUGAGAUAACGGGCUACGAUAUCGAGUAUGAGGAGGGUGUGAUGUUCAAUCGGGCGACGAGGUAUCGGGAGAGGUGGGAGGAGGUUGCCAGGCUGCACCCUCUUCUUGUCAACUUGAGGAAGCAAGAAACAGUAGGUUUGGGAUUGGAUGGGUCGUCCAGAGACAAAGAGUAUUAGUAGGACAUCGCUAGACCUGUUAUCGGUUGUGAGUG
Molecule: messenger RNA, 1794 nt
Organism: Suillus paluster
Lineage: Eukaryota; Fungi; Basidiomycota; Agaricomycetes; Boletales; Suillaceae
Exons: 3
Coding region: 188-1759 (523 amino acids)
Biological process (GO): SCF-dependent proteasomal ubiquitin-dependent protein catabolic process
Cellular component (GO): SCF ubiquitin ligase complex
Source: RefSeq, a predicted model, not a curated record